CCUUCAGUGACUAUGACAUUGGAAGCUUUCAAAACCCCGCAGGGCAGGGGAGUGGUGAAUUCCCAAACUUCCAUCCGCUCUUCAGGAUGAUAAAGAAUGUAGCCAGAGACAUCCUACCUUUCUAGUCAACCCGAGGAAAUAAAGAGCACCUGGAAGGAAAAAGUUUGUGACCAAGAUCUGGAACAUGAUGAAAGUCGGCAGUGGUUUCUUGUAUGUCUGCAUCACUGUGCUGAAUCUUGUCCUGGAACAAGUGCAUGGCCAAGGGACCCACCGGCUGAAGCUCACGGUGCUCUCGGAGGAUAGGCUCCAAAUGAAGUGGAAAGAAACUGAAGGGAACACAAAUGGCUACAAAGUACAAGUGAAACCCAUGGCAGGUGAUUCAGAGCAGGAAGUGAUGUUGACGACCAAAACACCCAAGGCUACUGUGGGGGGACUGAGCCCCACAAAGGAAUACACCCUCCAGAUCUAUGUGCUCAAUGGCUCUCAGGACACACUGUUUGCUAGAAGGAAGUUUGUGAUUGAGGAUUUAAAAAGCAGCUCCUUGGCUAGGAGUAAUCGGAGGAUAGCAGGGGCAUCUGCAGAACCAAAAAGCUCUCCGGGGGGAAGCCCAGAGUCUGCCCAGAGUCCUGAGCCUGAAGCCACUUCUCCAUCCCCAGGGAGGGACUCCCUGAUUCCAGGCCUAAGUAACUCAGAGAGAGACCGACCAGAGAGGAAACGGCAAAGACCCCUGGGAGGAAAGUCCACCAGUAAAUCCAGUUCAACAUUAAAUGCCACCGAGGGGACCUCAGCACCACCGAGGCAGAGCACUGACAAACUGGAGCUGGAGAUGCCAGACAGAGACCACCAGGCCCAGGACACUCUGAAGAGAGGUUCCCAUUUUCAGUGCAACUCAUCUGCACCCGUGGAUAUUAUCUUCCUGGUAGAUGGGUCCUGGAGCAUCGGCCGCAGUAACUUCAGGCUGGUCAGAGAAUUUCUAGCCAGCCUCAUUUCUCCUUUCAACAUUGCCCGGGACAAGAUCAGCAUAGGCUUGUCCCAGUACAGUGGAGAUCCCCGUACUGAAUGGGAUCUGAACAAAUUCGCCAGCAAGGACAAGGUUCUUGAGGCCGUGAGGAAUCUCCGCUAUAAAGGCGGCAACACAUUCACUGGUCUGGCAUUAACACAUGUUCUGGAACAAAAUCUGAAGCUGGAAGCCGGUCCCCGACCUGAAGCUGAUAAAAUAGUGAUCCUUCUGACGGACGGGAAAUCCCAGGAUGAGGCCAAUGCUGCCGCCCAGGCGUUGAAAGACUUGGGCAUCAGUAUCUUUGCCAUUGGUGUCAAGAAUGCUGAUGAGGCUGAGCUGAGGCAGGUGGCCUCUCACCCUUUGGACAUCACUGUGCAUAAUGUCCUGGAUUUUCCCCUCCUCAGCUCCCUGGCUGAUCCACUCAGCAGGAUCUUAUGCAAAAAGAUCAAGGAAAGAAGCAAGAGUGGACAAUCAGGUGGUUCAGCUAACGUGGACUCAGCCAGCGGGGCACUGAGCCCUGGUCCCACCAACCUGAUUAUAUCAGAAGUGACAUCCAAAACGUUCAGGCUCUCCUGGACCCCUCCUCUGCAGCCAGUUGAAAAGUACAGGAUUGUGUAUUAUCCCUCCGUUGAAGGGGUCCUCUCAGAGGUAACUGUGGAUGGGUCUGCUUCCUCCGUCAUGCUGGUCAACUUAACCUCGCACACAGAGUAUCUGGUUUCGGUGUUCCCCGUUUAUGAGAGUUCUGUUGGAGAUGGACUGCGAGGAGUUACUGCCACAUUGCCCUUGUCUCCCCCCAGGUCCCUAAGAGUGACUGAGGUGACUCACCACAGCAUCAAAGUGAGUUGGCAGCCCACAGAUGAAACUACUGAGUAUCUGGUUCUCUGCACCUUGACCUCUAAUUCGGAGGAGGAGGAAGAUGGGAAAGAGGUGAAAGUGGAGCAGACGGAGGUCUUGUUGGAAGGCCUGAGACCUGGAACAGAGUACACAGUUGCUGUAUAUGCACUGGAUGGGGAAGAGGCCAGUGAGCCCCAGAGCAUUCUAGAAACAACCUUGGGUUUGAUUCCUACCCGGUACCUGACAUUCUCUGAGGUCAGCCACAACUCUGUCAGAGUCCACUGGGAGCAGCCCUCAAGAGCGGUCAGAGUUUUCCAGGUGUCCUACAUCUCAAGAGAAGGAAGCAAUGCCGGAGAGGUAGAAGUGCCUGGUAGCAACUUGUCAGCGUGGUUAGUCCCUCUCUCCUCCUCCACUGAGUACAUCAUCAGUGUCACAGCCAUCUAUAGCGACGGCGACUCUUCAGUGCUCACUGACCAUGUGACAACACGAAAGGUCCCAGCUCCUUACCCACUGAGGGUGAUUGAGCUCCCUGGGGACGAUGUCAGACUGGAGUGGGGACACGCAGCCAUCGCUGACGUGGUUGUCUAUCAGAUUAAAUGGACUCCUCUGGGAGAGGGAAAAGCUCACGAGAUUUCUGUUCCUGGAAACUUGGAUGCUGCUGUUCUGCCAGGGUUGGAAAAACACAUGGAGUAUCAGAUCUCCAUUUUGGCAUAUUACCGAGAUGGAGCUCGAAGUGACACGGUGUCUCUCCGUUUCAGCCCCCUUUCCAGGAGUCCCCCCUCCAAUCUGGUUAUAGAGUCGGAGACCCCCAACAGCCUACAAGUAGUCUGGAAACCCCCCGAUGGCCAUGUUCUAUACUACAAAGUUGCUUAUGCCCCAGCUUCUGGCACCAGCAUGGAGAAGACGGUGAAUGUUUCUGCUACUAGCAACCACAUCAAGCUUCCUCUGCUCCUCCCUGCUACCAAAUACAAGGUGAUGAUUUCUGCCAUCUACGCGACAGGGGAGAGCGAUGCGGUGGCCACGACGGGACGGACUGCUUUAUCCCUGGCUAAGCUCCCCCCUGCUCGAGGCUUUGCUCCCAUUAGGAUGGAGGCAGCCUGCCCCGCUCUUCAUGCUGACGGCGCUCUACAAGGAUUUGAUAUGAUGGAGGCUUUUGGGCUUGUGGAGAAGGAGUACUCCUCCAUUAAAGGGGUAUCCAUGGAGCCUUCCAUCUUCAGUGGAACUCGGAUCUACACUCUCUUCAGAGACAUACAGCUCACCCGCCGAACCAGGGAAAUCCACCCAGCGGAACUUCCUCCUGAACACACCAUUACCUUCCUUCUCCGUCUCCUUCCUGAAAUGCCCAAGGAGCGUUUUGCUGUGUGGCAGAUCACGGAUGAAGAUUUUCAACCCCUCAUUGGAGUUGUACUUGACGCCAGUAGGAAGUCUCUGACUUAUUUCAAUCAUGACUACAAGGCUGAGUUGCAGGAAGUUACCUUUGACCAACAGGAAAUGAAGAAGAUAUUCUUUGGGAGCUUUCAUAAGGUACAUGUGGCUGUGAACCGGGUCAGAGUCAAGCUCUUUGUAGAUUGCAAGAAAAUCGCUGAGAAGCAGAUCAGUGAGGCAGGAAGUGUCUCCACAGCUGGCUUUAUCAUGCUGGGGAAGCUGACCAAGACCAGAGGCCCAAGGAGUGGAUCUGCAGCGUUUCAGCUCCAGUCUUUACAGAUUGUGUGCACUUCUGUCUGGGCAGAAGAAGACCGAUGUUGUGAUGUUCCUGCACUGAGAGAUAAAGAAACCUGUCCCGCUCCCAUUCCUGAAUGCACCUGCUCUUCUGAUUCCCCAGGGCCUCCAGGAUCCCCAGGCCCCCCUGGCAGUCCAGGGAGGAGAGGAGCUCAAGGUGAGCAGGGAACACCAGGACUCAAAGGAGAGCCAGGCCCACCUGGACAGACCGGGCCAGAGGGCCCUGGAGGGCAGCAGGGGUCACCGGGAUCCCAAGGCAGGACUGUACAGGGACCUGUGGGACCACCAGGGAACAAGGGUGAAAAAGGUGAAGAAGGCCACCAAGGGAUGCAGGGUUAUCCCGGUCAUCCAGGGCUUCCAGGGAGAGAUGGCCUUCAAGGUCCCAAGGGCAUGAGGGGAUUGGAAGGCACAGCUGGGCUCCCUGGCCCACCCGGCCCCAGGGGUUUUCAGGGGAUGGCCGGUGCUCCAGGUACUAAUGGACAGAAGGGACCCCCUGGAGACGUUGGCCCAACUGGACUGCCUGGGCCCAAGGGAGAAAGAGGAGAGAAGGGUGAACCUCAGUCCAUCGCCACUAUUUACCAGCUAGUCAGCCAAGCCUGUGAACAGAUGAUUCAAACUCAUGUACUGAAAUUUGACUCAUUUCUCCAUGAAAACACCAGGCCACCAGUGCCUAUUUGGAAGAAGAAACUGAUACCUGGAGAACCCGGACCCCCUGGUCUCCCAGGGAACCCUGGCAGGAUGGGGGAAAGUGGAGAAGUCGGUGUCCCUGGAGAGGCAGGGCGGGAUGGGUACCCGGGAGAAAGAGGAGAACCUGGAGUUAAGGGGGAGAAAGGCAGCCCUGGGCCACUGGGACAUGGACCACCUGGACCCCAUGGAAAAGCUGGUCCGGCAGGGGAAGAGGCAUUGGGAAAGCAGGGACCACAGGGCUCUCCUGGUCAGAUUGGAUCCCCAGGGAUCCCGGGAACUAGGGGACGAUCUGGAGAACCUGGUCUUCCAGGAAUCUGUGAUCCCUCUGGCUGUUUCAUCGGGAGCACAGAAGAUUUUAUCCCAUGAUCUGAACACAGGACUGAGGCCCGAGCUACUUUGGACCACCCUCUCCAUUUUCUGUUACGUCUUCCCUAUAUUUAUGCCAAUUUGGAGAAAAACUGCUGCUCAACCUCUCAUUCACCUGGAAUGGCUUCUAUCUGUAAGCUUCAAUGGACAGUCAUGUAGGUUCCAGGCUCUGGAUUCCCAAGCAGGAACAUUUUAGCCUGAACUCCCUUCUCACAGAAGAGCAGUUGGGAUAGAAUCCCUUGCUUCCUAGAUUUCUUCUCCCCAAUUUCUUGGAGGUCUGGCUUAUUUGUGGGAUAAAAUAUGGAAAAGUGAUAAAGAAUAAGUUGGAAGGAGUUGCAUUUUCUUGACCAUACCCCCAGAACGAUGCUGAUUCGAGCAAAUUGAAUGAAGAAUUGAAAAACCAUGUGUUACAAGAGAGAGAAAGAGACCUGUCUUGGAAGACCUCACUCCACUCCGUGACUCUGAAAUCAUGUGGCAGCAUUGUAACAAUUUUUAAUAACUGUUUUCCUGUUAUCAUUGUCACAUUAAAUCUUGGAGAAAAGUCA
This is a messenger RNA of Ornithorhynchus anatinus (platypus), 5151 nucleotides long. RefSeq names its product collagen type XX alpha 1 chain (gene COL20A1). The transcript is spliced from 40 exons. The record is from RefSeq and is a predicted model, not a curated record. Gene Ontology annotation, molecular function: protein binding. Bases 185 to 4606 code for a protein of 1473 amino acids. NCBI's taxonomy places the organism in Eukaryota, Metazoa, Chordata, Mammalia, Monotremata, Ornithorhynchidae.